GUUGAUGGGUGUUGUUUCGACGGGCAGAAUAAGGGAGAAAAAUAAUAUAAAAAUUCUAUAUAUUUUUUUUUUCCCUUCUGCGUUGAAAUUGUAUUCCACUCGGGAAAGCUUAACAAACGAUCGUGUCAAGGACAACAGUGCAGGAGCUACAGUGUUGUUCAGCCUGGAAAACUUGUUUCCAUUGUGGUCUCCAUGGUGAUGUUUCCGUCCAUCCGUACGGACGUUUGUGUGGUGGUGUUGGUGGCCUCUGAUUCCGAUCUAGGAUAGACAGAAAGAGAGAGAGAGAGAGAGAAGUAUAGUUUGUGUUAGUCCGUUUUGGACGAUUGUUUGCAAGUUGUCGGUACGGUUGGUUGCCGAUACGUUUUGGGAGAGCCAAAGAGAGUUAGAAAGUGACCUUUUUUACACUCUCAAAUUCAUGGAAAGUGAAAACGACAGAAGAAACAACAACAAAAAAAAAAGCGCGCUUUCUAGUGUAAAUUCGAAAGAGAAAAGAUUUUUUUUCUUCCCUCAAUUCUCUUUCUUAACUUUUAUUUUUCGAAAAAAAACUAUUCUAGUGGAAACCAGCUCUGACCGUGUCGGUCUCUCUCUCGUCGUCAAGUGCAUUCGAUGUUGAAUAGAGUCGUAGAUUUUUAAUUUUUCCGUUUGAGCCAAAAUAAAACAGCACAACAGUUACACAAGUGUGUGUGUGUGUGUGUGUGUGUAUCUCCCUCCGAGCUACAGAUAUAUACUUUACUGAAAAAUAUAUCAGAUAACUGCGUGAAACGCGUCAACGUUUCUUUGUGUCGCGUGUGUGUAUGUGUCCCGUUGUGUAAUCAUUUCCGCUGUGGGAACAAACAAUGGAGACGAGUAGGUAUCGCAGUAAUCGCUCGGGCGGAAUCCUCGGCCAGCAGAGCGGAAGCAGUGCUAGUAGCACGGCUAGUAGUAACAAUUCGGCCAGUACAACUGCCUCUAGUGGAGUGUCUAUAACUUGGACGAGGAGUUGCCAGGCGACUUGCAGUAAGCAGCCUUGCUUGAGCUGCGCGGGCAAUCCUCUAUUGACGCCGGCCAACAGUCCAGCCGCAGCAGCAGCCGCAGUAGCAGCCGCUGCAUCCGCAGCUGAAACGGAGCAUCGUAUUUACUUGCGCAGUCACCGGCAGCGACGCAAUCAACAGCUGCUGCAAAUUCAACAACAACAGCAACAGCAGCAGGUCGCCAAUUUAACCCUGCGUCCAUGGACGCGGUCCCGUGCGCAGCAGGUGCUGCACCACUAUCAGCUUGAACAACUUCAUCCGUCUCACACCGGUGUCGUUUACCUGACCAACCCCAGCGAGCGGGCUGCCAGCAAAACGGGCAUACCAUUGGUCCAGCAAUUACCACCACCGCCAUUACCACAACAACAACAACAGCAACAACAGAACGUCCGAUUGGCCUUGGCCGCUGUCACCAGAGCCUCAUCAUUGCCCACGGGUGUGGACCGGCGUCGCGUGACGCGUGGGAUGACAAUGGGUCAGAAGGUUUCUGGCGGAGUUAAAGGCCUGAGCGGUCGAGAAGGCAGUCACUCAUCGCUUGGAGGAGCCAAACCAUCCAAUUCUCGGCAUGAGAUGCCACACGAUUUUACCAAACCUUCGCGGCUGGAAGCCCUGCUCGACAUGCCGCCCACAUCCAGGGAGGUGGAGCUGAAACAUGCAUGGAACGCAGACGACCGGUCGCUCAACAUCUUCGUCAAGGAGGAGGACCCGUUGACGUUUCAUCGGCACCCAGUGGCUCAGAGUACGGAUUGCAUUCGCGGCCGAGUGGGUUUCACGCGCGGUCUCCACGUCUGGGAGCUCAAUUGGUCGACACGCCAACGCGGCACUCACGCUGUCGUCGGCGUCGCCACCCUCUCGGCUCCGCUACACUCGGUCGGUUACCAAAGUCUGGUGGGAAGUAACGACCAAUCGUGGGGCUGGGAUCUUGGCCGGAAUAAACUCUAUCACGACUCGAAAAACCAAGCCGGAACGACGUAUCCAGCUAUCCUCAAGUCGGAUGAGAAUUUCACCGUUCCAGAUUCGUUUUACGUCGUUUUGGACAUGGACGAAGGAACACUAGCCUUUGUCGUCGACGGACAGUACUUGGGCGUGGCUUUCCGAGGUCUCAAAGGAAAGAAGCUUUAUCCGAUCGUCAGCGCCGUCUGGGGGCAUUGCGAGAUCACUAUGAAAUACAUUGGUGGACUUGAUCCCGAACCGUUGACGUUGACGGAUCUGUGUAGGCGAGUGGUGCGCCAAACGGUAGGGAAACACCGACUUGAAAGGCUGGACGAGCUCAACUUACCGCCGGCCCUCAAGAGCUACCUACUCUACCAACACCGGCGAUGAUCCGUCUUAGCGCAGAAAUGAAA
Messenger RNA from Daphnia carinata, 2356 nucleotides. RefSeq names its product protein gustavus-like (gene gus). The transcript is spliced from 8 exons. Gene Ontology annotation, biological process: proteasome-mediated ubiquitin-dependent protein catabolic process; intracellular signal transduction. NCBI's taxonomy places the organism in Eukaryota, Metazoa, Arthropoda, Branchiopoda, Diplostraca, Daphniidae. The coding region runs from base 837 to 2333 and encodes 498 amino acids. The record is from RefSeq and is a predicted model, not a curated record. Gene Ontology annotation, molecular function: protein binding. Gene Ontology annotation, cellular component: SCF ubiquitin ligase complex.